GGCCACUUAACAAACCCAAUAAGUUCCAAAGUUGGGCCUAAGAGAGCCCACAUUUAUCCCUCUUUCUUUAAGUUCAUAAACCCUAGGUUUCCCAUUUCUCUUCUCGACUCGACACCCCAUUUUUGUGCAAUAGGAACCAGCCUCCGCCGUCGUCAUGGGUAUCGAUCUUAUUGCUGGUGGUAAGAGCAAACGCACCAAAAGAACCGCCCCUAGAUCCGACGAUAUCUACCUCAAACUCCUCGUCAAGCUUUACCGUUUUCUGGUGAGGAGAACCGGCAGCAACUUCAAUGCUGUCAUUCUGAAGAGGUUGUUCAUGAGCAAAGUCAACAAGCCUCCGAUUUCACUCUCUCGUUUGAUCCGUUACAUGUCCGGCAAGGAUGAUAAGAUUGCUGUGGUUGUGGGGACAGUUACGGAUGAUGUUAGGGUUCAUGAGAUUCCUUGUAUGAAGGUGACUGCAUUGAGGUUUACUGAAACUGCUAGGGCUAGGAUUGAGAAGGCUGGUGGGGAGUGCUUGACUUUUGAUCAGCUCGCUCUUCGAGCUCCUCUUGGACAGAACACAGUUCUUCUUAGAGGACCAAAGAAUUCACGUGAAGCUGUGAAGCACUUUGGUCCGGCUCCUGGUGUGCCGCACAGUCACACCAAGCCAUAUGUGAGAUCAAAGGGAAGGAAGUUUGAGAAGGCCAGAGGUAGAAGAAACAGCAGGGGAUUUAGAAACUAAGUUAUUAUAAAUGUUUUCCUUGAAUCUUUUCCAAAGGUCUAUUUCUAAGAUUUUCAAUGUUGUGUUUUUGAUGAAACUUCUAGAUGAUCUUGUUUGCAUGCUUGUUAUGAUGAAAAUUUUGUUGUUGACAUUCAUUUUUCUUCUGGUAAUGAAGUUGGAGAUUAUGUUAUAUGGUUAA
Messenger RNA from Helianthus annuus (common sunflower), 896 nucleotides. Its product is annotated as 60S ribosomal protein L18-3. The coding region runs from base 155 to 718 and encodes 187 amino acids. The transcript is spliced from 5 exons. NCBI's taxonomy places the organism in Eukaryota, Viridiplantae, Streptophyta, Magnoliopsida, Asterales, Asteraceae. The record is from RefSeq and is a predicted model, not a curated record. Gene Ontology annotation, molecular function: structural constituent of ribosome; RNA binding. Gene Ontology annotation, cellular component: ribosome; cytosolic large ribosomal subunit. Gene Ontology annotation, biological process: translation.